Messenger RNA from Necator americanus (New World hookworm), 2136 nucleotides. RefSeq lists its product as uncharacterized. The record is from RefSeq and is a predicted model, not a curated record. Lineage: Eukaryota; Metazoa; Nematoda; Chromadorea; Rhabditida; Ancylostomatidae. The transcript is spliced from 21 exons. Bases 1 to 2136 code for a protein of 711 amino acids.
AUGGCCGAUUCAUGUCAGCGACGAAGCCGUUCACUUGGUUCAGCUCAAGGCUCUCGUUCACGCAAUAGCGUUCCUUACUCACAGCGCACAAACAACAACGUCGACCCUCGCUGUACAUGUCCACAUCCUCCAGGCUACUGUCCUCCUCAUGGUCGUGCGUCCAUCCGAACAACUCGUCCGGUACGACAUCCCUCGUUUGCUUCCCACUACGUCAAUAAGCCACCGGUGAUUUACGAAUUCCCAUUAUCACCAUCUCGUGUUACCUCAUAUUCAUCUCGCCCUUCCCUUCCUCAUUUUCAUCCAGCACCUCGUUAUCCUCCAUUUCACAAUUGUUGCGGGAGGUUUCCCGAGCCACCGCGAAGACGCGUUCCUUCCGCACCACCUGCACCGUUCCCUUCUACGUCUUAUCGACAUGGCCAUUACAAUGCAGGAAUCAAUUACGCGAAGACCGUCCACCCCAGUUGUGAAGGCAGAACCUCAGAAAACGCCAUUCGUCACGUCUAUUAUCUGCGGGCAUAUCCAAGACGAUUUUCAAGACUUUUUGUGGCAGAGUACCAAUAUUUGGAACGUCUUCGCCGUUAUCCGACUAUACUGGCGGAUUGGACUUUACCAUCGUUUCAGCCCUAUUACUCUGUUGUUUACUUGAGGAGUCAUUUACCAAGUUCGGUGUGCUGCGAUUCGUUUCGCAACGUGUGCGUAGCAACUAUAGGUGGACGAGGCGGAGGGAAAGCUCACCCAAAGCAGUCCACGCACCUCUGCUAUUAUUCGAGGCUGUCUGACGAAGGAAAUUUUUCAAGCGGAUGUCGAGCCAUCUACGGAGACAAAGAGGGAAAGGAUCUCUACAAACCAUGCAAAAAUUGUGAGUCGAUUCGCGUGAGUUCAGCGCCGCCUACGACCAGAUCGUGCACCUCCUUCUCAGAAACGUUGGAGGUAGACAGUGACGUUUAUGACACUGGCACAAGAAGACGUUCGUCAUCUUCAUACGUCACUCGUCGUAAACCAUAUACUCCAGAACGAAGUACACAGAGUUACGCUAGCACUCGUUCCUGCUGCACUAACUGCCGCUCCAGCAGCACUAGUACUACAACGAGACGAAGCAGCAGUACUCCUUCAGUUGUGCGAUGGGUUACCCAAGAAAGGAAGCGACCAGUUUGUCCUCGACACGGCUCUACUACGUCAAGCAGUGGAGCCACAACGAAAUCCCGCGGUUCCAGUAGUUCAAGCGUUAGCCGGGAAAGAGAAGCUGCGCGAGAGUUGCAAGAUCUGGAGAAUUUUCUGGGGCUGAAAACAACCAGAAUCAACAAGCCAAGUGACCAGACUCAUGAUUCUGGAUGCCGGUCGUGUCGAUCCUCUAGUUGUUCGGGAGUGAGUACAGCGAAUCCUAUAUGUGAAUGUUCAGGUUGUAUCAAAAUGAAGAGAUCAGGAACUGCUGAGAGGUUGUGCUGCUCAUGCUCCACAGCGUCGGCUACGUCACUUGUGGCUGGUACGAGCAUCAUAGCUGGAUCAAGGUCCACAUCUCCAAGUUGUGUUCAUGAAUUGGGACAGGAAUCUCCCAUCUGCUCUUCGUGUUCGCGUUCAAUGGUAUCUGUGCCGAGUGUAUCAGGGUCGACGGCUCGCGUAAUAAAUGAUCCGAACAGUCCGAGCUUAGUGGACUAUGUUUCGGCAACAUCGCAGCCAAACGGCUCAUUCGACAUGACCGUGUCGGGACCUCGUGAGGACAGUAGAUCAGGAGGUCGAGAAAUAAGAAGACCACCGCUGCGUUCUGUGUGUGACUUUUUGCCAGAGCAUGAUUGCGGCAAUAUAUCACAUUCAACAUCGACUGCAUAUCCGAUUCAUGAUCCAAACUGCAGACAAUGUGCUGAGGCUCGUUUUGCAGACAGGCUAAGUGAAACACUACAUGAAAGUUGCUCGUGUACGCCUGUCAUCCGAACAGAACCCAACGGAACCAUCUCACUGAUUCACACAUCUGCACCGACACGAAAAGACACCGUAAUGAACGAAAGAAAUAAAAAAAGUUUGCUGGAUCACAUUUCAAAAACGAACAAAGAAGCGAAAACGAUGAGAGAAGCCGUGAUGCAGUGGGUACAAAAGAAAGCAGCCGUUUGUAAAAGUCGGUUGAACAAAAGGAGGAAAUGA